UCAUUCUUUAUUAUUUACUUUAGAAUUAUUUUUUACGUCAAGAAAUAUUUUUAUAAUAUUUAAUUUAAUUUAAGGUGCAUUGAUUUUGUAGGUUGAAGAUGGAUGAUGAUGAUAAUAUACAUGGACGUUGAUGGACCACAUGAGUUAGAUGUUAGAGAUAUGUCACCAACCAAAAUCCACUCACCUUUUGCCAUGAUUUCUCUUCUGAAAAACUCCAACCCACUUCUUCUCUUUCUUUCCACUAUAGAUUAGCUACCCUGGCUUCAUUUUUAAUUCUCCUUUUUCAAAAUAAAAAAUUCAAAAUUCCCACAAAAUCUAUAUGUAUAUGUUCUUCAGGAGUUGUUGCUUCACAUUUUGACAGAGCGAAAUGGGCUUUCUUGGACACGAUGCAUCAAAUCUUAGAGUCCUCGACUGUACACUAAGGUUGUUUGUCAUUCCCUUGUCCGUUGCCUCCAUAUGGCUGUCUGUCACAGAUCAACAGGACAACAGUAGUUAUGGGAGGGUUGAAUUCAGCAAUUUCACAGGACUCAAGUACAUGGUUGGCAUUAGUGCUGUGUCAGGUGGAUAUGCUCUGUUUACUGCUGUAUCUUUGUGGGUCAGGAGUUUAGUAACUAAAGCAUGGUUCUUCUUUGUUUCUGACCAGCUUGUAGCAUACUUGAUCGUCACAUCAUUGGCUGCAAUUUGGGAAAUAUUUUACUUAGCCUAUAAUGGUGACCAAAAGGUAUCAUGGAGUGAAGCCUGCAGUUCCUUUGGAAAAUUCUGCAGUAGAUUGAAGCUGGUUUUGGUGCUUCAUGCCAUCACCCUUUCUUGUUUCCUUGCAUUAGCUGUGAUUUCAGCUUACAGGGUCUUCAGCAGAUUUCAGCCUCCUAGUAAAGAGAAUAUUGAAGAAGAAAAGGAAAUAUGCACUAAUUGAUUUUAUACUUUUGUUACGCUUUGUGAUGAUUUAAGAGUUUAAAGCUCUUGUUUAUCUUUCAUAUCAAGACGUAUUUGACUAUUGAAUCAAUUUGGUGGUUAAUUUUUCUA
Messenger RNA from Capsicum annuum, 1023 nucleotides. Its product is annotated as CASP-like protein 2D1. The coding region runs from base 368 to 913 and encodes 181 amino acids. NCBI's taxonomy places the organism in Eukaryota, Viridiplantae, Streptophyta, Magnoliopsida, Solanales, Solanaceae. The record is from RefSeq and is a predicted model, not a curated record. The transcript has 2 exons.